Molecule: messenger RNA, 772 nt
Organism: Scaptodrosophila lebanonensis
Lineage: Eukaryota; Metazoa; Arthropoda; Insecta; Diptera; Drosophilidae
Product: GTP-binding protein yptV1-like
Exons: 1
Coding region: 34-723 (229 amino acids)
Biological process (GO): Golgi vesicle fusion to target membrane; cellular response to insulin stimulus; regulation of exocytosis
Cellular component (GO): synaptic vesicle; endosome; trans-Golgi network transport vesicle
Molecular function (GO): GTP binding; GTPase activity
Source: RefSeq, a predicted model, not a curated record
CAUCCUAGUCGUUGCUAGUACUUUUAAAUAAAAAUGGACUUUGAAUACAAAUACCUCUUCAAGCUGCUCAUGCUCGGCGACGCCGGAGUGGGAAAGUCCUGUCUGUUGAUGCGCUUCGCGGAUAAAAGAUACACGGGCCAAUAUAUUUGCACUGUCGGCAUCGACUUCAAGGUUCGCACCAUUGAGGUGGCCGGACAAAUGGUGAAGCUACAGAUCUGGGAUACGGCGGGUGAGGAGCGUUUUCGUUCGGUCAUCACCUCCUACUAUAGGGGGGCGCAUGGUGUGUUCCUUGUCUACGAUACGACCCAUCGUCAGAGCUAUCGGAACAUCGAUGUGUGGCUGCGCGAGAUCGGACGGCAUACGAACAACAACAUCAACAUCAUGCUGGUGGGUAACAAAUGCGACAUCAUUGGGCAGCGACAGGUGAGCCACCAAGGGGCAGCCAUGUAUGCCGAAAGCCUCGGUAUUCCCUUUAUGGAGACCUCUGCUCGGAGCGGUGCUAAUGUGGAGGAAGUAUUCAUAAGCAUGGCAGUCAACGUUUUCAAUCGUCUCACACUGCCAUCCAACAUUCAUCUCAGCAAUCACAGCAUGCGCAGACAGCCUUCGAAAACUCAGGCCAAGGCUCAACAGGCUCUAGGAUCUGCCACCGCUCACAAGGGUACGAUUCGUCUGAGCCCGCUGAAGAAGCGGACGAGCAGCCGGGAAAGAGAUCUCUGCUGCUAGUAGAAAUAAAAACUAUAUAUUUUGUACUUGUAUACUCUUCAAAAUACCU